This is a messenger RNA of Boeremia exigua, 1854 nucleotides long. RefSeq names its product putative indole-3-acetaldehyde dehydrogenase. Lineage: Eukaryota; Fungi; Ascomycota; Dothideomycetes; Pleosporales; Didymellaceae. The record is from RefSeq and is a predicted model, not a curated record. Gene Ontology annotation, molecular function: aldehyde dehydrogenase (NAD+) activity. The coding region runs from base 314 to 1813 and encodes 499 amino acids. The transcript is spliced from 2 exons.
AAGUACCGUGUUCAGCCUCCACCACUCCACUUGGUUGCACACCGGCUUUGGCACAGCGAAUCGUCCUUUCCGGCUCACACAUCCGAAUGAUUAUCAAUGGCCUUAUUCACAUCGACCUGGAUUUGUGUACAUCAUUGCCUGUACACACAUGAGGACUAUGACCUGGUCUAGCCCCAAUUUUCGUUUGAUAUAAAUGAGCAUAGCCGAUCACUGGCAAGAGAGCUGGAGUUCUUGUGAUAAAUACCCUUGUGAUCGAACGCCUUCUGGCAAUACCUGAUUGCACACAUCCAGGGAAAGACAUCAAGUCGACAUCAUGUCUGUACAAACACUGAACAUCAACGGUCGGGAAGUCAAGUUCAACACAGGCUUGUUCAUCGGUGGCGAGUUCGUCAAACCCAAGGAUGGCAAGACGUUUCCAGUCGAAGAUCCUAGGACAGGAAAGACCAUCAUCGAAGUGUCAGAAGGCUCGGCUGACGAUGUUGACAUCGCCGUCAAGGCCGCUCGCAAGACUAUGAACGAUCCAGCAUGGACUGACUUGAAUCCUGCAGCUCGUGGCCAAUUCUUGCUGAAGCUUGCGGAUCUUAUGGACAAACACUUCGAUGAUAUCCUUGCGAUUGAAAUGCUCGAUACUGGAAAGACAAAAAAGCAAGCCGCAAAUCUUGACCUACCCGGCUCAACUGGCACUCUUAGAUACUAUGCCGGCUGGGCCGACAAGGUUCUUGGUGUUGCGUCGUCCAACGUCCCUGGCACAUUCGCAUAUACCAGAAGAGAGCCAGUCGGUGUCUGCGGACAGAUCAUUCCCUGGAACUUCCCGCUGUUGAUGUUUAUCUGGAAGAUUGCACCAGCGAUCGUAACAGGGAAUUGCGUUGUCAUCAAGUCAGCCGAAACAACACCUCUGAACGCCUUAUACAUUUGUGGUCUGAUCAAGGAGGCCGGCUUUCCGCCUGGUACCAUCAACCUUGUGUCUGGCUAUGGCAAGACCGUCGGCGCCGCAAUCGCAAAGCACAUGGACAUCGACAAGGUCGCCUUCACGGGAUCAACAGCCACUGGCCGUGCUGUUCUUCGUGCAGCAGCAGACUCCAAUCUUAAAAAAGUCACACUCGAACUUGGCGGCAAGAGCCCCAAUAUCGUCUUUGCGGACGCCGACCUUGAGAAGGCUGUCAAGUGGAGUGCAUGGGGCAUCAACAUGAAUUAUGGUCAGACCUGUCAUGCUGGUACUCGCAUCUAUGUGCACGAAGACAUCUACGACAAGUUCACUGAAAUGUUCACCGCACGGAUGAAGGAGGUAGUCAUAGGAGACAACUUCGAUGAGAGCACAGACCAAGGCCCACAGAAUUCAAAACUCCAGCAUGACAAGAUCAUUGGAUAUCUGGAAGCUGGACAGAAAGAAGGCGCUACUGUAGCUCUGGGCGGCAAGGCGCACGAAGCUCCAGGCGGUGGAUACUUCAUCCAACCCACCAUCUUCACAAACGUGACGCCUGAGAUGAAGAUUGUGAAGGAAGAGAUUUUCGGUCCUGUGGUUACCGUGACAAAGUUCAAGACUGAGGAAGAGGUGCUUGAGCUGGCGAACGAUACCACAUAUGGUCUGGCAGCGGGUAUCCAUACUAACGACUACCAGCGUGCGAUCAGGGUGACUAACAAGCUGAAGGCGGGCACAGCGUGGGUCAAUAUGUUCAACUUUGUCCACUGGAGCAUCCCGUUCGGUGGGUAUAAGCAGAGCGGCCUCGGGCGCGAGUGCGGUGAGGCGGCAUUGGAGAACUAUACCGAGACGAAAGCAGUGUUCUUCAACAUGGGUGUUGAUGCACCGCAGUAGCGGGUGGCAGUAGCUUCAGUCGCAAUGCAAAGUGGUAACCU